Messenger RNA from Misgurnus anguillicaudatus (oriental weatherfish), 1458 nucleotides. RefSeq names its product putative olfactory receptor 10D4. Gene Ontology annotation, molecular function: olfactory receptor activity; G protein-coupled receptor activity. Gene Ontology annotation, cellular component: membrane. Gene Ontology annotation, biological process: G protein-coupled receptor signaling pathway. The record is from RefSeq and is a predicted model, not a curated record. NCBI's taxonomy places the organism in Eukaryota, Metazoa, Chordata, Actinopteri, Cypriniformes, Cobitidae.
CAUUAUUUACUUCACUAAACCUCCUAGUAUAUGGAUGUACAUCCUUGAAAUUACCUCUACGAUUACUUCAUCAUGGUUGCUAAAGAAACCACAAGAUGUCUGUCAAAGUUUCAAAUAUAAAAGGCUGGAAAUCACACACAUACAUACACACAUACAGUUUACCUGGAUGUGUAGGACAUUGCUGACCAUAUAUUCUCAUAUCACAUCAUAUGCAACACUUAAUGGAUUGGAGGAAUUUCUAAGCAGGAUAAAAGAAAAAAAGUGUUUUACGUUUUAUUUUACAAUGAAUGAAACUGUUUUUGUACUUCUUUUAAAACUAUUCUUCAACUCUUACAGUUUUCAUCAUCUUGCCGUAACAGACGCUGGCUGCAUUUUACUACCAUUCUCCUUCAUUGAAGCUUUAUUUCUGUGCAUAUAUGAAUACAUCAAGGCUCUAAUUGACUUUGCCUUCUCUUCCUUUUCAUACUGUAUGUGAAUUUGUUUAGAGUUGGGUGGCUGAAAAUGGCAAAUGCAAACUACACUGUGAAAAAUGUGGACAGCUUUAUAAUAACUGGAUUUGAUUACGUGCAAAACCCAAAACUCCUUGGAUUCCUGAUCUUAGUAACCUACAUGCUCAUAUUGCUUGGAAACAGCAUUAAUCUGUGCAUCAUCUUGACUGCCAGACAUUUACACAAACCAAUGUACAUUUUAAUCUGUAACCUUGCUGUUGUUGACAUUAUGUACUCCACUACCUGCAGUACAACCAUGAUUUCAGUGCUGCUGGUUGAGAUUAAAACUGUUUCAUAUUACUCUUGUAUGUCAAGGGCUUUCUUCUAUCAUCUUGGUGAUGUUACAGAAUGCCUUGCUCUGACCUUAAUGGCAUUAGACCGAUUUAUAGCGAUUAGGUUCCCAUUAAGGUACCACAGCAUUGUAACAAAUUUACGAGUAAUUCUGCUUAUUUUAUUAACGUGGGUUGUUGGAUUCGGAGUGAUGGCUGUUAUAAUAUCUGUGGCAGAUAGUCUCCCAUACUGCCAGCCUGUCAUCAGAUAUGUAUUUUGUGAGGAUCCUUCCCUGCUCAGAGCUGCCUGUGUUGAUCCUGAACCCUAUUUUUUCAUGCCUGUAAUGUUAAGUUUGUGGCUAAUGUUUGGACAGCUUCCCUUUAUUUUGUGCACCUACGCUGUGGUGGCAUAUAGUGUGACCAAACUUUCCAACACCUCAAGCAAAAAGCAAAUGAUCAACACUUGCUCAAGUCACCUUAUAGUCUUAUUUAGUUAUUAUGGUCCAAAGGUGGUGUCUAUUUUGCUAACACGAAUAGGAGUUGUGCUAACUUUAACAGAGCGAAAUGCAUUAUUGAUUGUUUCCUCUCUGAUUCCACCUCUAGUAAACCCAACAGUUUACUCCAUCAGGACUAAAGAAAUCAGAAAACGAUUAGCAGAUGUGUUUGGGGGUAAAAAAACGUUUAGCACCAAUUCAUCUUAA